Molecule: messenger RNA, 1998 nt
Organism: Trichomonas vaginalis G3
Lineage: Eukaryota; Parabasalia; Trichomonadida; Trichomonadidae
Product: SLEI family protein family
Exons: 1
Coding region: 1-1998 (665 amino acids)
Source: RefSeq, a predicted model, not a curated record
AUGUUCCUCUCUUCAUCAGAUGCUUCUCUCUUCUUCAAAGUACUUCGUCUCUUGAUCAAGAUGCUUUCCUCUGUUCAUCAAAGUGCUUCCUCUCUUCAACAAAGUGCUUCCUCUCUUCAACAAAGUGCUUCCUCGCUUCUUCAAGAUGCUUCCUCUCUUCAACAAAGUGCUUCCUCUCUUGAUCAAGAUGCUUCCUCUCUUCAUCAAGAUGCUUCCUCUCUUCUUCAAAGUACUUCGUCUCUUGUCAAGGUGCUUCCUCUCUUGAUCAAGAUGCUUCCUCUCUUCUUCAAAGUACUUCCUCUCUUGAUCAAGAUGCUUCCUCUCUUGAUCAAGAUGCUUCCUCUCUUGAUCAAGGUGCUUCCUCUCUUCAACAAAGUGCUUCCUCGCUUCUUCAAGAUGCUUCCUCUCUUGAUCAAGAUGCUUCCUCUCUUCAUCAAGAUGCUUCCUCUCUUCUUCAAAGUACUUCGUCUCUUGAUCAAGAUGCUUCCUCUCUUGAUCAAGAUGCUUCCUCUCUUCUUCAAAGUACUUCCUCUCUUGAUCAAGAUGCUUCCUCUCUUGAUCAAGAUGCUUCCUCUCUUGAUCAAGGUGCUUCCUCUCUUCAACAAAGUGAUUCCUUUCUUCUUCAAAGUACUUCCUCUCUUGAUCAAGAUGCUUCCUCUCUUCAUCAUGCAGCUUCCGCUCUUCAUCAUGCAGCUUCCGCUCUUCUUCAAGAUGCUUCCUCUCUUCAACAAAGUGCUUCCUCUCUUCUUCAAAGUACUUCCUCUCUGGAUCAAGAUGCUUCCUCUCUUCUUCAAAGUACUUCCUCUCUUGAUCAAGAUGCUUCCUCUCUUCAACAAAGUACUUCCUCUCUUGAUCAAGGUGCUUCCUCUCUUGAUCAAGAUGCUUCCUCUCUUCAUCAUGCAGCUUCCUCUCUUCUUCAAGAUGCUUCCUCUCUUCAACAAAGUGCUUCCUCUCUUCUUCAAAGUGCUUCCUCUCUUCUUCAAAGUACUUCCUCUCUUCUUCAAAGUACUUCGUCUCUUGAUCAAGAUGCUUCCUCUGUUCAUCAAGAUGCUUCCUCUCUUCUUCAAAGUACUUCCUCUCUUGAUCAAGAUGCUUCCUCUCUUGAUCAAGGUGCUUCCUCUCUUCAUCAAGAUGCUUCCUCUCUUCUUCAAAGUACUUCCUCUCUUGAUCAAGAUGCUUCCUCUCUUCAACAAAGUGCUUCCUCUCUUCAACAAAGUGCUUCCUCUCUUCAACAAAGUGCUUCCUCGCUUCUUCAAGAUGCUUCCUCUCUUGAUCAAGAUGCUUCCUCUCUUCAUCAUGCAGCUUCCGCUCUUCAUCAUGCAGCUUCCGCUCUUCUUCAAGAUGCUUCCUCUCUUCAACAAAGUGCUUCCUCUCUUCUUCAAAGUACUUCCUCUCUGGAUCAAGAUGCUUCCUUUCUUCUUCAAAGUACUUCCUCUCUGGAUCAAGAUGCUUCCUCUCUUCAACAAAGUACUUCCUCUCUUGAUCAAGGUGCUUCCUCUCUUGAUCAAGAUGCUUCCUCUCUUCAUCAUGCAGCUUCCUCUCUUCUUCAAGAUGCUUCCUCUCUUCAACAAAGUGCUUCCUCUCUUCUUCAAAGUGCUUCCUCUCUUCUUCAAAGUACUUCCUCUCUUCUUCAAAGUACUUCCUCUCUUGAUCAAGAUGCUUCCUCUGUUCAUCAAGAUGCUUCCUCUCUUCUUCAAAGUACUUCCUCUCUUGAUCAAGAUGCUUCCUCUCUUGAUCAAGGUGCUUCCUCUCUUCAUCAAGAUGCUUCCUCUCUUCUUCAAAGUACUUCGUCUCUUGAUCAAGGUGCUUCCGCUCUUCAUCAUGCAGCUUCGUCUCUUCUUCAAGAUGCUUCCUCUCUUGAUCAAGAUGCUUCCUCUCUUCAUCAUGCAGCUUCCGCUCUUCUUCAAGAUGCUUCCUCUCUUCAUCAAGAUGCUUCCUCUCUUCAUCAAGAUGCUUCCUCUCUUGCUCAAGAUGCAGCUUCCUCACUACAUCAUGUAG